AUGUCUGAAGUUACCCCCCUCGCCGAGCUGCUUGGGUAUGCCUUCUAUUAUUUUGAACGCAUUAAACCUCUACUCCCUACCUACGGGCACCUGCUUGUUGCUGCCCUGUUUCCGAUCUGGAUUGGCGCUCAUGCCUCCCUCUCACGUCCCUCCUCCGCCACCAAACCGCCCAAAAAAGAUACCGAGAAGGACGGGCAGGACACAGAUGACGAGGAAGCGGAUGAGGAGUCCGGUCCAGUCCAGAAGAUGGAGGGAUUGGAGCCUUCGGAUGCUCUAAUGUUCCCAUUGACAGCUGGGCUUACACUUGGUGGAUUAUAUCUUGUCAUCAAAUGGUUAGAAGACCCAGCUAUCUUAAACAAGAUCCUCAGCUUCUAUUUCUCCCAGAUGGGCGUGUUCUUUGCGAUUGCAUUUGUGAAGGAUGCCCUCCUGAUCCUCCGAUCGUUUAUCUUCCCACGAUACUACCGCUAUCGAGGCCAGGUUUGGCACGCCGAGCAACGCAGGCGUAUGUUUAUCACUCGAGCGACAGACGGAUCUGAAGAUGCAGAAGGCACCCGACUUUCACCCCUGCCGGGUUUGUUGAGCACAAUCCCCUUGCCCAGAAAGAUGAUGCAUAUUAUGUGGACCUGCCGAAACGUCUCAUACCAAAGACUUCAGUUGCGAGCUCAUAUCCGUGGUGUAUUUGAUGUCAAAACCCUCGUGGGUCUGCUGGAUCUCCUCAGCGGGAUCUUUGCUCUUUCGGCUGUGGGGUACUUUGCCUUUGUGACCAAACCAUGGUGGUUAACCAAUUUCUUGGGGUUCAGUUUCUCAUACGGAGCCUUGCAGUUCAUGUCCCCAUCAACCUUCUGGACCGGUUCACUGAUCCUGGGCUCAUUGUUCUUCUACGACAUCUACUUUGUCUUCUUUACCCCGCUGAUGGUCACCGUUGCAACCAAACUCGAUGUGCCCAUCAAACUUCUAUUCCCUCGACCCCCUAGUCCCGGUGAGGCUCCGGAUGCCGUGUCACUGGCUAUGCUCGGCCUGGGAGACAUUGUCAUUCCGGGCAUGAUGAUUGGCCUAGCGCUACGUUUUGAUCUCUUCCUCUACUACCACAGGAAAACCAUUCAAAUUGCAACAAUCUGUGGCUCUAACGCAGAGAGUGACAAAGCCGAGUAUCAACGAGCAACUGGGUCAUGGGGGGAGCGCUUUUGGGCGCCCACCAUAAUACCACAGGAGCCAGAACUCAAGCCACCGUAUCAUGAUGCCAGAUCGUUUCCAAAGAUUUACUUCAAGGCCAGUAUUGUUGGCUAUGUUGUGGGUAUGGUCACUACUCUGCUCGCUAUGCAGUAUUCGAACCACGCUCAGCCUGCUCUUCUAUACCUUGUUCCAGGCGUCCUCACUUCCCUCUGGGGCACUGCAUUCGUUCGAGGCGAGACUUCCCUGAUGUGGAAUUUCUCAGAUGCUGAUGAGGAAUCUGAGGAGGAGGGUGAGGGCGCUGCCAGCAAUGAGAAAGCAGAAGGUCCUGGUAAAAAGGAUGAAAAUGGCAACGUCAUUCAAAAACCGAAAAGUCUUUUUAUGCGCAUCCUUUCAGGUGACCUUAAAUCAUUGACAGGCGUCUCUGACAGCUCCGCACAGCAAGAUGCUCAAAGUUCAAAGGCGCAUGAAUCCACAAAAAAGCCGACCAAGGCUGUGGAAGACGAAAGGCCCCAGGCUUCCGAGACAGAUUCCAGCCAGAGAAAAGAUGCUGAUGACAACCGAGAUCUGAUUCUCUUAUCAAUCUCUUUCCCGCUUAAAACACGAAGCAAAGCUGAACAAGGCUCUCCACAGCAUUCAAAUACCGAGAAGAACGGGAUGGCGACCAUUCCCAAGAUCGAGGAACUGGACGAGGAGCCCCCACUGAAGAAAAGGCGAGGGACGCCUAGAAAGCCUGUUACGCAAUGA
Penicillium macrosclerotiorum is the source of this 1917-nucleotide messenger RNA. Its product is annotated as aspartic endopeptidase. Bases 1 to 1917 code for a protein of 638 amino acids. The record is from RefSeq and is a predicted model, not a curated record. Gene Ontology annotation, biological process: membrane protein proteolysis. Lineage: Eukaryota; Fungi; Ascomycota; Eurotiomycetes; Eurotiales; Aspergillaceae. Gene Ontology annotation, molecular function: aspartic endopeptidase activity, intramembrane cleaving. The transcript has a single exon. Gene Ontology annotation, cellular component: cytoplasmic side of endoplasmic reticulum membrane; membrane; lumenal side of endoplasmic reticulum membrane.